GCAGCAAUACGAAGUCACUGGGCCCCGGAUAUCAUUGGUCACUUAUGGAGCUGCCGGUCGAUAAGCCCACCGCCCACGGGCCCGCGAGCAAGCGUCGCCGCGUAGCUCUGGCCUGCGAUGUUUGUCGCACCCGAAAGUCUAGGUGCGACGGCAUGCGGCCCCACUGUAGCAUGUGUAAGGAUCUCGGCUUCGAAUGUGUCUAUACUCCGUCAGUCACUACCACCAAUAUCAUCGUGCAAAAAGACUACCUUCAAGAUCUUGAGGCGCGGAUCAAGUCCCUCGAGAACAGCCAUCACAGGAUGCAGUCAGACCUGUCCGGAUUGGUGGCGCACAGGACCACGAGGAAGAGAAGCCCCCCGAGCGACAGUGAGCCCGAGUCUGGUCAUGAGCCGCUGGCGGAUCUGACCGGGCCCGAGGAUCCGAUUGACGCCAUGGGCGCAGUGACCUUCGCCGAUGAGGAGGAGUGCGGGUACUUCGGUCCCUCGUCGAACAUCGCAUUCCUGCGGCACCUGUCCCGGGCAGUGUCUCAUAGUAGAGGCGACCGUCAAGCAGAGAUCAACUCGCCUGCGAUGCAUGGAACAGGUGACAACGGCGGGUUCGUCAGUGCCACCCGGCAGCCAUCCCCGAUGACCGGCAGCCCCACGGCGACGCCAAUGCGAUCUCCGCCUACGACAAAUCCCCUCUUACUACCAUCCGACGAGAUCAUACCUCUGAUCCGUCGAUACUUCGCCGACACCGGACUGUUGUUUCCCUACAUCUAUCCGCCGGCCUUCCUCGAGACCUAUCACCAAUUCAAGAGCAAGGCCAAGAAGCCCCGCCGCACCUGGCUCGGCUUGUUAAACAUCGUGCUGGCCAUGGCCACGCUCACGGCGGUCUUCCCUGGGUACUCGGCCGAGACUCGCAUCCAAGAGUCUACGGUCUACUAUCAGCAGGCUCUUCGGUUGUGCCAAGGCGAGAUCAUGCGGGGGACGACUUUGGAGGCCGUACAGUUCCUCCUGCUCAUGGGGCAAUACCUGCAAGGAACGCAAAAGUCCGUCCAGGCGUGGACGCUGCACGGACUCGCCGUCAAGGCUGCGCUGCAACUCGGCCUGCAUUCGAAAGAAGCCUCCAAGGUGUUCCCCCCCCUCGAGCGCGACACCCGACAGAGGACGUGGUUUGGGUGUGUGGUGUUGGACCGAACAUUAAGUAUGACCUUUGGACGGCCGCCGGCGAUCCCCGAUAAGUAUGUCCAGCUGGACCUUCCUCAACUUGAUAUCCUCGGCGACUGCCAAGCGUUCGUCGAUGAUGAGACUCUCCGCUGCAGUACCGGGUUCUUCAACCACACGAUCACGUUGUACAAGCAUAUGGGCACCAUCAUCGACCAGAUUUACGGCGCCAACCUGGGCUGUGAGCCCAGCCUGCCCGUAGUGGAGACGGUGGGCCGGGUGCUGUCGAUCGAGAACCAGCUGCUCUCGUGGGUCGCCACCCUGCCGGACUGCCUUCGUCAGGUGACGUUCCAGGCCCUGUGCGGGGAGAUUGCGCGAGUGCAACCGCAGCCACCGCUGUACCCCCUGAAAUUUCGCGUGAUUCUCACCCUACGGUACCUGCACGUCCAGAUCCUGCUGCAUCGGCCGAUUCUGGUCCGAUUCCUCGACGCCACCCACACGGCUGGUCUGGAGCCCGGCGAGGAGCGGAUCCUGAACGAGAUCGGCUACAGUAGCAUGAAGAAGUGCGUCGAGUCGGGGAUGGAGAUCAUCAACAUCAUCCAUGAGGUGGUCACGGCGACUGGGUGGCCCCUCGACCUGCUGGGGGCGUGGUGGUACUCUCUCUAUUACACGUUCAAUGCGGCACUCGUGAUUACAGGGGCUAUCUGGAUCCAGCGCGCGCGCGAGUCCGCCCACACAUUCCAAAUGUAUCGGCUGGCGCAUAUCGAGGACCUCGAGCUUUACCCCGCCCGUGCCGUUGCGAUCCUGCGACAUUUGGACACGGGCAAUCGGAUGGUGGACCGCUGCCGGUAUUACCUCGAGCAGUUGAUCUCGAUUCUUGGUAUACAGUCGGACGAUCCCGCUCGCACAGUCCCCGCUGACCAUAAUCUGUCCGGGAUGAGCAGCGCCAACAAUGUCCUUGACUACUCGUCGCUGGGCAUCGAGUGUGGCGAAUACAUGUUGGAUGAGUUGUUUGUGACCAUGGCCCGGCAGACACCAUCGGAGGGUUGGUAG
This is a messenger RNA of Aspergillus japonicus CBS 114.51, 2198 nucleotides long. Its product is annotated as putative C6 transcription factor. Gene Ontology annotation, biological process: positive regulation of transcription from RNA polymerase II promoter by galactose; DNA-templated transcription. The transcript is spliced from 9 exons. Lineage: Eukaryota; Fungi; Ascomycota; Eurotiomycetes; Eurotiales; Aspergillaceae. Bases 45 to 2198 code for a protein of 717 amino acids. Gene Ontology annotation, molecular function: DNA-binding transcription factor activity, RNA polymerase II-specific; RNA polymerase II cis-regulatory region sequence-specific DNA binding; zinc ion binding. Gene Ontology annotation, cellular component: nucleus. The record is from RefSeq and is a predicted model, not a curated record.